Molecule: messenger RNA, 3742 nt
Organism: Cryptomeria japonica (Japanese cedar)
Lineage: Eukaryota; Viridiplantae; Streptophyta; Pinopsida; Cupressales; Cupressaceae
Product: DNA repair protein RAD4
Exons: 14
Coding region: 156-3365 (1069 amino acids)
Biological process (GO): mismatch repair; nucleotide-excision repair
Cellular component (GO): nucleus; nucleotide-excision repair factor 2 complex; XPC complex
Molecular function (GO): single-stranded DNA binding; damaged DNA binding
Source: RefSeq, a predicted model, not a curated record
AUUCCUUUUGCUAAGAUCCCGCCGCAAACGGUAAUCCUGUUUACAUCGACAAAUUCACCGCCUCCCCUCCCGUCAAACCCCUGUGGAAAACAAGGGAUUCUCCUUCCACUUCUCCAAGACAAAAGGGUUUUUCUAUCGUAAAACUAAAAGAUCAAAUGCAGACCAGGAAAAAAGCCAAGUUAGCGGAAUCGUCCGGAGCUUUUCAAAAUUUACUGGAACAUCUACAUGAGCCAAAUGGAGGCAGAACUUCUGAUUGUGGGCAGCCUGAAAAUACUACUCUUGUGGAUGCGUCGAGGAAGAAUGUUGGCAAAUUACUUAAACGAGUUGGGGAUCGACAAUCAUUGGCAAGAAAGAAGCAAGAAAACACAUCAAUUCAUAAUGGUUCCCACAGUUUGGGAAGGAAGAAACAAAACUCUGCAAUUCAUGGUGAAAAUGCGAUGUUUUAUCAACGGCAGUCAUCUGAAACCAAUUUUUAUACCCUUCCCAGUUGUGGAAUGGUAGCUAGAAUGAAUCUUGAUUCUGAACCAAGUACAAAGAGCAAUGAUGAAAUUCACACAAAUAAUGAUUCUGCAGAAAGACAUGAAAACCAAGAAACACUCUGUAAAUCAGAAGAUGACAUGGAUAGAGAAGGAUUUGACUGGGAAGAUGGCAAUAUUAUGCCUUCUGUUGGAAGUAUGCAGGGCCAUUCUAAACCGUGGAGUGGAGAGAUUACCAUUGAACUGGAGGAUGAUGACAUAUCCAAGCAAGGAAAAAAACAAACAGUUCGGAGAGCAACCGCAAGAGAUAAGGAAUUUGCAGAGUUGGUUCAUAAGGUGCACUUAUUGUGUUUAAUUGGAAGGGGAAUGCUAAUUGAUGCUGCUUGCAAUGAUUCUCUUAUUCAGGCUUCUUUAUAUUCUCUUCUUCCAUCAGAGUUGUUAAAUCUGGGCAAGGAACAGAAGCUGACAGCAAUUAGAUUGAUGGAUUUUGUUAAAUGGUUUCAAAAUGCUUUUCAUGUCCAGUCUCCUGAUGAAGGCACUUCUCAGCCUGAAGAAAGAACAACAUUGAUUGCCAAAUUGUGUCACGCUAUAGAAAUUCGUGCUGGGACCAGAGAAGAGGUGGCCGCCUUAUUCGUGGCACUUUUAAGAGCUUUAGGUCUGACCACUCGGUAUGUUUCAGUCCUUGAUGUUGCCCCUCUAAAACCAGAUGGCGAAUCUUUGGAGGCAUCUGCAGAUUGGAAUUCAGAAUCAGAUUCUGAAGAUGGACAGAACUUGCUUCAUAUGAAUACCACCAAAACAACAAUAGCUAGUCUAGGGCAAGUUCUUUCUAGGUGUCGCUAUCAGGGUUACACUCAAAAUAUGGCAGUCAGUGAUGCAGAUCCAAAAUCCCAUGUAAGAAGAGGCCGUGGAAGUAAGAGAGGCAGUGAAAACAGGGAUUCCAUACCAGGGAAAAUAACAUCAGAAACAACCUUCUCACAAGGUCAAUUUGCAGAUGGAGAGCAGAAGGAAAAAGGUACACAGAAUGAAAAUCCUCUGGCAAUCAACAGUGAAGGGCAGGGAAAAGUUAUCAAAAGAAAAGGAGACUUGGAAUUUGAGAUGGAGUUGGCAAUGGCUCUAGCAGCGACAGCUACAGAAACACCAAAAAAGUCUAAGAGGGAAGACGAUAUGGUUUCUAAUGAUAUACCUGGGAGGGCGCAGACAGACAUGUUCACAUCAACAAGCGAGAAGGGACACGAAAAUAGAAAACCUAGAUUUUCUAGUCAGAAGAAAAGCACUGCAGUAUGGUCUAGAAAACUGGUACCAUGUUUCCACUGGGCAGAAGUCUAUUGUGAAGGUGAAACUUUGUCAGGAAGAUGGGUGCAUGUUGAUGCUGCUAGUGGAGUUAUUGAUGGGGAGAAAAAAGUGGAAGAAGCUGCUGCUUCUUGGAAAAGGCCUCUACGUUAUGUGCUUGCAUUUGCUGGAAAUGGUGCCAAAGAUGUGACACGCAGGUAUGUUACUCAAUGGUCUGCUAUAGUAACUCAGCGAGUUUAUUCACCAUGGUGGGAAGUAACAAUGGCACCUUUAAAAGAGUUGGAAGCUGCAGCAACUGCAGAGGCAGUAGAUGUUAAAGGAUCCACAGAAGAUGCUCAACAACCAUCUAUAUGCGCACAAAUGUCUAUUCCUGGUACAAAUCAUCAUGAAAACAAAACCAAUAGAUCUCAAGGUUUGACGGUGAUCAAUGUAGACUUACCGCAGUCAUGUGACAUGCCAACUCAAAGUCUAGAGACUCCAGGUCAGAGGGUUCAUAUUACAGAUAGAAGCUCUCUUGAGGACAUGGAGCUAGAGAUGAGAAGCUUUACUGAGCCACUUCCAACUAACCAGCAGGCAUAUAAAAAUCAUCAUCUAUAUGUGCUGGAAAGAUGGCUUACAAAAUAUCAAACACUCUAUCCAAAGGGUCCUGUACUAGGUUAUUGUGCUGGGAAACCAGUAUAUCCUCGAACUUGUGUCCAGAUCCUCCAUACAGCAGAUCGAUGGCUCCGAGAAGGAUUGCAAGUUAAGAAAGGCGAAGCAGCUGCAAAGAUUUUGGAAACUUCUCGAAAUCGAGCUAGAAGUAUCGAUGCAGAGGCUAAAUACUUUGAAGAUGACUCUUCUGAAGGGCGUACUAUUGUACUGUUUGGGAGAUGGCAGACAGAGCCACUACAAUUGCCUCCUGCUAUAAAUGGGAUUGUACCAAAGAAUGAAAGAGGUCAGGUGGAUGUGUGGUCAGAAAAAUGCCUUCCACCUGGUACUGUGUACCUGAAAAUGCCACGUUUAGUACCUAUUGUAAAGAAGUUGGGAAUUGACUUUGCUCCAGCUAUGGUUGGAUUUGAGAUUCGUAAUGGACGUUCAGUGCCCGUCUUUGAUGGCAUUGUUGUUUGCGAAGAGUUCAGAGAUGCAAUAUUGCAGGCUUAUUCAUCAGAACAAGAGAGAAUAGCAGUUGAUGAGAAGAAAAAGAAUGAAAAUCAGGCUAUUUCUAGAUGGAAUCAACUCUUGCGAUCCAUUGCAACAAGGCAAAGGCUGCACAAUGAUUAUCAAGAAACUUAUUCAAAUGGCAACAAUUUAUCUGUUGCUUCAACUGUUGAAUAUAUGGAGUGUGCAGCUAACACAAUCACAGGAGGAGCAAAUAAUUCUGCUGAUUUGAAAAGAGCUGAUAUAAUGCAGGUGAGUGGAACUGGUAAAGGUACCCAUCAUCUUGAGCAACAACAUCAUGAUUUAACAAAAAUAGAUGAAACCAUAAAAAAUGUCAAGACUGAUUCUUUGCAUAAUCAUGUUCACAUGUUUCCUGAUGAGAAUCAAAGCUAUGAUGAAGAUAGUGCUAUCUGGACUAAGCGUUGUCCUUGUGGUUUCUCUAUCCAAGUAGAAGAGAUGUAGUUCUUUGUUACAUAGUAAAGAGUUGGCUUCCUAAUAUAUCAUAUUCUCUAUGUAUAUUAUGUAUGGGAUCUUGCUUUUAUUUAGUUUCUAUCUGUGACUCACAACACAAAAAGUGCUUGUAACAUCCUGUCGUUUUGUGCAGUUGUAGUGUUUUAUUUACACGAAACAAUUUUCAAUGUUUAAGCUUGUAUUCUAGACAGCAGCUUCGGGAAAGCUGAAAUAGGAGAGGUUUCCAACGAUAUUAUGUGAUACCUGCAAGUAUAGUAUGAGCUAAUACGAUACACUUAUGACACUGUGUACUGGUAUUUAUACAAACUAAUGUAAAUGAAUACGAAAAGACAGCAUGUAAAGAUAAAUAUAUAUUAUGUUAUGUUUUA